GCCCUUAAUUUGAAAGCAGUCCAACUGCAUCCGGUCUGCUUUCUACGUUUUUUUCCCUUUUUGUGUUAAAGUUCUCGUAGCUCCGGUGUGUGGUUGAACACUUGCGUCACAAGCGUCAUCUGAAUAAUGGACACUUCGAGUUUCAGGGACUGUCAGGCAUGGAAGGCAGAAGGUCUUCCAUUGUCCACCAGCAGUAAUGAGGCUUGCAAACUAUAUGAUGCCAUACUCACUCAGUAUGUGAAAUGGCAGAAUGAUGAAACCUUGGGAGGAAUUGAAGGAUGCAUUUCUGCUAUCCAGGCAGCUGACCCUAACUUUGUUAUGGGCCAUGUGAUCAGCACAGGGCUGGAGCUGGUGGGAACAGCGAGCUCCCCCCGUCUGAAUGAGCGUCUGGCUAGUGCUGUGAGGCGGACAGUGGAGCUGGCCAACAGUCAGGACAUCUCUCCCAGAGAGAGACUCCACGUCAAGGCUAUGGAGCUCUUCUCUCGUGGCAAUUUUCCCAAGGCCUCUGAUGUAUGGGAAGAUAUUCUGGUUGAACACCCCACUGAUAUGCUGGCACUCAAGUUUGCUCAUGAUGCCUUCUUCUACAUGGGAGCCCAAACCCAGAUGAGGGACUCUGUGGCUCGGGUGAUGCCCCACUGGAAGCCACAUCUGCCUUUGUCCAGCUAUCUGAAAGGACUGUAUUCCUUUGGUCUGCUGGAGACUCGAUUCUAUGACCAGGCUGAGAAAGUAGCCAUGGAGGGCCUUGCUCUGACUCCAGAAGAUGCUUGGUGUGUCCACUCUGUAGCCCACGUUUGUGAGAUGAGAGCAGAGUUGGACAAAGGCUUGAAGUUCAUGGAAAGCAGAGAGAAAUACUGGCAGGCAUCUGACAUGCUGGCCAGUCACAACUAUUGGCAUUGGGCUCUGUACUUCAUUGAGAAGGGGCAAUAUGAAGCUGCUCUGCAAAUAUAUGAUUCUCAGGUAUUCCGACAUUGCAAAGCCUCAGGAUCCAUGUUGGACACUGUAGAUGCCAGUUCAAUGCUCUACAGACUGGAAAUGGAGGGCGUGAGCGUGAAGGACCGCUGGCGAGAGCUCCUGCUGGUAACACAACCUCACACUGAUGAUCAUGUGACCUUGUUUAAUGACCUCCACUUCCUCAUGGUGUCACUGGGAGCUAAAGAGUGCGGGACCUCUCAGCGUCUGCUGGAGGGCCUACAGGAAUUGGUUAAAGAACCAGGGGACAAUCAGCAGCAUCAGCUGGCUGAGACUAUUGGCAUACCAAUGUGUCAGGCCAUGAUGGAGUAUGACCAGGGCAACUACAAUCAAGCUAUGGAGCUACUGUACCCGUUACGCUACCGUUUGGUAGAUAUUGGCGGUAGUGAUGCACAGAGGGACAUCUUCAAUCAACUGCUUAUUCAUGCAGCCAUGAAGUCAGAGAAUAAGCAUCACCAGAAAAUGGGAAGAUGUCUUCUGGUGGAGCGCGAUGCAGUGAGGCCAAACUCCCCUCUGACGCAUCGUCUCAUGCAGAGAGCUCUGGCUCUUCACAGCUAGACUGACUGCAAGGUGCAUGGAGCAGAUCAAAGCCACACAGUAAUUUGAUGUUCCAGCUUUUGGCUUUAGAAGAUUCCUUUACCAACCAACAGGAGCUUUUCACUGUUGUCAAAUGUCUUUGAGCUGAUGCUUUCAGUUAACAAAACUGACACACCUAAUCAGUACAAAGCAGUGUGGCUUUCUUCUUCUGAGUUUUAUUAGCAAACAUCACAUUAAAAUAUUAAUAUUAAAUUUAAUCAUACUAAAACACUUUUCAGAAAUAAAAGCUUCAUGUCAAUAUCAAUACAAAAACCAUGUUCAAAACCAAUAAAUAUACACUUUGCA
Molecule: messenger RNA, 1851 nt
Organism: Scatophagus argus
Lineage: Eukaryota; Metazoa; Chordata; Actinopteri; Scatophagidae
Gene: ttc38
Product: tetratricopeptide repeat domain 38
Exons: 14
Coding region: 127-1527 (466 amino acids)
Molecular function (GO): protein binding
Source: RefSeq, a predicted model, not a curated record